Tetrahymena thermophila SB210 is the source of this 1029-nucleotide messenger RNA. RefSeq names its product tyrosine kinase domain protein. The transcript has a single exon. Gene Ontology annotation, biological process: protein phosphorylation. Gene Ontology annotation, cellular component: cytoplasm. NCBI's taxonomy places the organism in Eukaryota, Ciliophora, Oligohymenophorea, Hymenostomatida, Tetrahymenidae. Gene Ontology annotation, molecular function: ATP binding; protein serine/threonine kinase activity. The record is from RefSeq and is a predicted model, not a curated record.
AUGUAAAGCAAAAAAGAUUAGAAGAUAAGCGAAUAGGAAAUCAAAGAUUUUUUGCAAAGCAAAAAAAGUUAAAUAACUUCUAGCUAAAUUUUGCAGUCUAUAAACUUUCUAUCAUAAUAUGGCUACCAUGUAGUUUAAUUGAUAGAUUCUGGGAGUUUCGGUGUUAUUAUGAAAGCUUUUGAUUCUUAGAAUAACAAAAAAUUUGUAGCAAUAAAGCUAAUCAUAGUAACAAAUAUUGACAUUUUAAAAGAUAAUAUUUAAGAAUAUUAGAAAUGCCUUUUAAUUAAUCACCCGAACGUCGUCAAAAAUUAUUAGCAGCUUUAUGACUAAGAGAAUGAAUGCUAAUUUAUCAUUACAGAGUUUUGUUAAAAAGGUAAUCUGUUUAACUUUUUUAAGCAAAAUAAUAUUAAAAAAGAAGAAAUUAUUGAAAUUUGCUCUUAAAUAAUUGAAGGUCUUAUAGCUAUUCAUGAUAAAAAUAUUGUACACAGCGACUUAAAGCCUUAAAAUAUUCUUAUUAAUAAUGAUGAUAAAAUAAAAAUAUGCGAUUUAGGAAUGUCUAAAUAACUAUUAGGAUCCUAAUCUCAGACCAUUUCAAAAGGUGGAAGUUUAGAUUAUAUGUCCCCAGAAUAAAUUGAAGGUAAGAUUAGUAAAUAAUCUGACAUUUACUCAGUUGGAUGUAUUAUUUGCUUCCUUUGUAAUAUUAACAUAUUUGGUUUGAAUUUGGUUAAUAUAAAGAAAGGGAUAUUUCCUUCUAUAUAAGAAACCUCCUAUAAAGAAUUAGUUAAUUUAGCUUUUCAAAUGAUGAGUGUAGAGCCUAAAAAUAGAAUUUAGCUUCAAGAUUGCUUAGAUUAGUUGAAAUUAAUUAAGAAGAGUAACUCAGAUAAUCAAAAACGAAAACAAGAAAUUAUUGUAAAGUAAUUUUAAAAUGGUGAUAGAUACGAAGGUGAAAUGAAAAAUGGAAAGAUGAAUGGAAAAGGAAUUUACUAUUAUAGAGAGCAAGAUUCAAAAAAAAAAUAUGAAGGUGAGUGA